Messenger RNA from Sinocyclocheilus rhinocerous, 801 nucleotides. Its product is annotated as protein cornichon homolog 4-like. The record is from RefSeq and is a predicted model, not a curated record. The coding region runs from base 38 to 418 and encodes 126 amino acids. Gene Ontology annotation, biological process: vesicle-mediated transport. Lineage: Eukaryota; Metazoa; Chordata; Actinopteri; Cypriniformes; Cyprinidae. The transcript is spliced from 5 exons.
CGGGAAGAAGGAACCAGCCGGAAGCGGAAGUGCAAACAUGGAGGCAGCUGUGUUUAUUUCAUCCCUCGUCGACUGCUGUGUUUUAAUAUUCCUCUCCGUGUAUUUCAUUAUCACUCUGUCUGAUCUGGAAUGCGACUACAUCAAUGCUCGAUCCUGCUGCUCCAAGCUAAACAAAGUGAGUCUGGACGGUGAGGCUGAUGGCAAACUUCUUUCUUUACACAAAGCAGCAUAUUCCUGGGACGUUUACAGAUACGUGAAGGUUCCCAUGGGGAACAUGGGAGUGUACGAUCCCACAGAGAUUCACAACAGAGGCCAGCUCAAGUCCCACAUGAAGGAAGCCAUGAUCAAACUGGGCUUCCACCUCCUCUGCUUCUUCAUCUACCUGUACAGCAUGAUCCUGGCUCUCAUCAACGACUGACCCGCAACCGUCUUCACAACACAAACUGCCAAAUCAUGAACUGGCCUUUACAUAUAGUGAAGAAACUCCAUGCAUCCCAAUCAGAAGAUCAGCCCAGCUCUCCUCAACACAUCCUCUCUAAUGACCCUCAGAAACGGCUCGUCUGCGGACCACAAACCCCCCACCGCAGGCGCUCUCCUUUGGUUUCUCUGAAUCUUGCACUGCUUCUCGGGGCUGAAGCAUCAAGACAGUCGCACUGAAUCACGAAUCAUCUGUUUGACCAGCAACUGCACACAAAACAAGUGCAGUUCUGAGAAAGAAUGGCGAGAUGUUGAGAUAUAUUAGGAUUUUGUUUCAGAAUUGUGCGAUUCUGAAUUUGACAUAUUGGAAUUGCAAAAAAAAAA